AUUGGGAGCUGUACAAUAAACGAAUCAUAAAAAGUUUCAAAAAUAGGUAAGAAGCAUUCAUUAGGGUUUGCAAAUACCCACGGGCACGAGCAUUGAGCCCCCAAAGACGCGAUCCAUUAAUAUUCAUUUAUCCACCCUUUUCCUUUUCCAUUCAACUUUCCACUCUCCUCCAUUUUUAUAUUCCCUCAGAAAAAUGUCAAACAAAUCCCCCAUUUUCCCUAUUGUUGAACCUCAACACUUCAGUGACUAUGGCUUCGACCCUCAAAUACAUUAUUUUCAGAUUUUGGAAGAAGCAAGAAAACACAGAAUCAGAGAAACUGCAAGGUCAUCCAUAGAUACACUUCAUUUCAAGCUCCAAAAACCCAUCUCAAAAGAUGAAUCAUCAAAGAAGAUCAAAAAGAACAGUAGCCGUAAAAGGUGGUGGAGAAAUGCUCUGCUUUUCUUCAAGAGGACCAAAUCCAACAGUGACAAAAUCUCCGGCGCCGACGGUUAUCUUGACGAUGACGGUGAAGUUCAUCACCGGCGACCUAAUCUCCGAGGAUCGAUAUCUGGGCCAGUUUAUAUUACUGAGAGUAGAAGUGGGUCGAGCACGCCUUAUCGCACUACCAGCCGGCCGUCCUCUGGUCCGCUCGCCGGAACUUUGACUCCUCACCGGAAAGGUGAUUUGGAGAUCCCGUACAUUAACCUCAGGGAGUUUAACAUGGACCAUCAUAGGAUCUCCACAGCCUCAGCUAUGCCAAUAUAUUUGGUCACGUGAACAGAGCACUAUUUAAUUAAUUAAUUUUAAUUUUAAGUGUUACUGCUUAUUAAUCUCAUUAUCCUAAUUUAGGCCUUUAUUAGGUUUCCAAAUUAGAAAGGUGAUGACCCCUUUAGUCUUUAAUUAAAAGGGUAUCUUUUUUUCCUUUUGCUCUUAGGAUGGUGUGCAACUUCCAAUGAUCCUUUUAUGUAAAAGUGCUUUAUUGAUGGCAUGAAAUAACUUUGUUU
Messenger RNA from Solanum dulcamara, 984 nucleotides. RefSeq lists its product as uncharacterized. The coding region runs from base 194 to 757 and encodes 187 amino acids. Lineage: Eukaryota; Viridiplantae; Streptophyta; Magnoliopsida; Solanales; Solanaceae. The transcript has 2 exons. The record is from RefSeq and is a predicted model, not a curated record.